UGAACUGCACUUCAGCGUGUGUGCGCGAACAGAAGACAAAAGCCCAACGGCCAGCUCUCUCGUUCAUCUUUGCUGCUCUGCACAGGCACAGGUGACAUUGCACCUGUUUAGUAGCUUUUUCCAGGGUCACAGGUCACUGAAUCACUGCAAGCUCUUCUGCAAGAGGCACCACCCCGUUGAGCGCUGCUCCAUUUCUCCCCCCUCUCUCCUUUUCUCUUCUCAUUUCGUUGAGUCGCUCCAUUGCCAUACUUGGCUAGCUACUGGUGGAGUGGUGACUGGUGAGCAGAAGAUUCAGAUUAGAGACCUUGUCUCUCUUUUGCCUGCGAUGGCUGGGAGUUUUGAUGGGAGGAUGCCAACAAGAGGGGUUGAACAGGCCAUUGUUUCUCUGAAGAAGGGAGCGCAUCUCCUGAAAUGUGGCAAGAGAGGGAAGCCCAAAUUCUGCCCAUUCCGGCUAUCUUCAGAUGAGAAGAUAUUAGUCUGGUACUCGAAGGACAGGGAAAAACACCUGAGCUUAAAUUCCGUUUCCGCUGUUGUUCUUGGGCAGAAGACUAUGAAUUUUCUGCGUCUUCGCUGGCCAGAGAAGGAAUCACAAUCGUUGUCACUUGUAUACAAAAACGGCGAGUGCUCAAUAGACUUGAUUUGCAGGGACAGAGAUCAAGCUGAAUGCUGGUUUCUUGGUUUGACUGCCUUAACAUCUUCUUAUAGUCCACUUCUGUUGGCCGUCUCAAAGGGCAGUAGACGGAUAAACAGUUGCGCGAGCAGUCCCCGCAGCUAUCUUCAGCGAAAGUGCAGAUCAGGUGCUCUUGACACACCAAGGCACACCCAGGUAUACCCAGCAUAUGGGAGUCCCAAGAUCAAACAGAAAAAAAUCUUUGGUAGUAAUCUUGAUGGUUCAGAAGCACUAUUUUACCCAAGGCAUCCAACAUUUCACGAUGUUGAUUCUUACAUUGAGAAUCUUAAUCCCAAGGUAGCAAAUCCAGUAAAACAUGGUCUGAAGGACAUCAUGGUUGCUAACAGAAGGGCACAGAAAACUACAGAGACACCUAAACUGAAGACAUUUGAAGGGCCCCGUGUGGCAUGUAGGCUGGAUUCACUGAAGGAUGUUUUUCUCUGGGGUAGUGUUCUUGGGAGUAUGUUAGGCAGUGAAGACAUUCCAAAAUCCCUUCCGAGACUGGUAGGCUCAGCUAAAAUGCUUGAUGUACAAAGCAUUGCUUGUGGGGAGAAUCAUGCAGCCAUAAUCACUAAGCAAGGGGAGGUCUACACCUGUGGCAAUGAUAGUUGUGGGGGAUCAGACCAAAAAGUAAAUCCAAAAAUAGUCGAGUCCCUUGCCUCUGUACAUGUCAAGGCAGUUGCAUUUGGAUCAAAGCACACAUGUGCAAUCACGGUUUCAGGAGAACUUUUUGAAUGGGGUGAAGGUGCUCAUAGCUUGGGAUUGAUGAAUGACUGGUAUGGAAGGAACCAAUGGUUUCCACAUAAAUUGUUUGGUCCUAUGGACAAUGUUUCUGUGUUGAAAAUUGCUUGUGGUGAGUGGCACACAGCUAUCAUAACAUGUUCUGGUCAGCUAUUCACAUAUGGCGACGGGACAUUUGGUGUUCUUGGGCACGGAGAUACUCAUGGGGUUUCUCGGCCAAAAGAAGUAGAGUCCUUAAAAGGGUCAAGAGUGAAAUCGGUAGCAUGCGGUCCAUGGCACACGGCUGCCAUCGUGGAAGUAAUGAGCAAGUCUAAGGGCAAUGCUCCAAGUGGCAAGUUGUUCACCUGGGGUGAUGCGGAUAGAGGAAAGUUGGGUCAUGCCGAUAAAAAAAUGAAGCUUCUGCCAACAUGUGUUGAUUCACUUACUGAUUACGAUUUUAUUCAGGUAUCCUGUGGGACAGCAUUGACUGUGGUGCUUACUGUUACUGGAAUGGUAUUUACUUUUGGAAGUUUUAGGCAUGGGCAACUUGGGAACCCCCAAGCAGAUGGUGAGUCUAUUUGCACUGUUGAAGGGCCACUUAAGACUGAGUUUGUCAGAGAGAUAUCUGCGGGUUCUUCCCAUGUAGCGGUGUUGACUAUGAGUGGGAAGGUUUUCACAUGGGGUAAAGGUGCAGAGGGUCAACUUGGUUUAGGUGAUUACAUUAAUAGGAGCUCUCCAACUUUAGUAGAGGCAUUAGAAGGCAGGAAUGUUGAAAGUAUAGUUUGUGGGUUCAAUUUUACUGCUGCAAUCUGUUUGCAUAAGACCAUGUCAAUGAAGGAACAAUCUGUAUGCAGCAGUUGCCAGAUGGCUUUUGGUUUUACUAGAAAGAAGCACAACUGUUACAACUGUGGUUCCAUGUUCUGCAGUUCCUGCACUAGUAACAAGAUCACGAUGGCAGCACUUGCACCAGACACUUACAGAAGGUACCGUGUUUGUGAUGUUUGUUUCUGUCAGUUAAAUAAAGUUGUGGAUUCUACCAAAGAUAAGCCCGGACUAAAGAUAAGCAAAGGAGAAAUGUUUAAAUUGGAAUUAAAGUCAUACACGCCUAAAUUUUCACGGCUAUUCAAGGAAGCAAAUUUUGUUGCAGAAAAGAUGGCAUCAGUACAAGGUGUCAGUCAGAAAAACGAGGAACCUGUCACUCCAGUGCAGACAAAAACUGAAAGAUGGGGGCAAGUUGAAUGCCCUUCUCAGUUUAUAUCUGCACAAGACAGUUUUCAAACUCAGACAGUAUCAAAUAAUGAGGAGUAUGGUAACUUUUUUUCACAAAGAAUGCAUGAUUCAGCAAUGCUGAAGUCUGGCAACUCUUUACGGUUUACUGACAUUCAAAGAGAAGAAAUAAAAAUGAUGCAAACAGAACUUAAAGAACAAGUGAAACAACUUCAUUCACAGGUAGCUGUUCUCACAGAGCAAUAUCAGCAAAAAAGUGCUAUGGUUGAGCUGUACAAACAAAAACUGGAUGAUACAUGGUUGGUUGUUAGAGAUGAGGCUGCAAGGUGCAAAGCUGCCAAAGAUAUCAUAAGAGUUCUAACUGAUCAGUGCAAUGCCUUGUCAAAGAAACUUUCAAUUGGUCAGCUAUCAGAAAACUCCAAGAUAACACCUGAUAGCACCCCAAGACAACCAAUAAAAAUAGAAUUGCAAGGUAACACCGGUGGAUAUCUGGUAACAUGCAAACUCAGUCAGCUAAGCAAUACCCAAAAUCAUGGCGGCAGCAUCCAAACAGAAAAGGAACUAUUACCCCCUUCAAAUGCUGUUGUGCCCGGAGAUGGACCAUUUAGUCAGCAGAUUGGGGCCAGCAGAUUUGCUAAUGAUGGUCACACCACGGAAGCACAAUUGGCCGUCGCUCCAAUUGAUAAUGUGACCGAACAAAUUGAGCAUGGAGUAUAUGUCACGUUUUCUAUAUCCCCCUGUGGAAAGAAAGACAUAAAACGCAUAAGAUUCAGUCGGAAGCAUUUUGGUGAGAAGGAAGCUCAGCAUUGGUGGGAAGAGAACAAGACCAGGGUAUAUGAAAAGUACAAGGUUGAACCAAUGGCAACACCAUCUGUUACUGUGAGCUGCUCUUCAACUCGGUGACCAGCAAAAGGAUUGUAUAGGGGUA
This is a messenger RNA of Oryza brachyantha (malo sina), 3545 nucleotides long. Its product is annotated as PH, RCC1 and FYVE domains-containing protein 1-like. The record is from RefSeq and is a predicted model, not a curated record. The transcript is spliced from 9 exons. Gene Ontology annotation, molecular function: metal ion binding. Lineage: Eukaryota; Viridiplantae; Streptophyta; Magnoliopsida; Poales; Poaceae. The coding region runs from base 326 to 3520 and encodes 1064 amino acids.